This is a messenger RNA of Trichoderma harzianum CBS 226.95, 1458 nucleotides long. RefSeq lists its product as hypothetical. Lineage: Eukaryota; Fungi; Ascomycota; Sordariomycetes; Hypocreales; Hypocreaceae. Gene Ontology annotation, molecular function: transmembrane transporter activity. The transcript has 4 exons. Bases 1 to 1458 code for a protein of 485 amino acids. Gene Ontology annotation, biological process: transmembrane transport. The record is from RefSeq and is a predicted model, not a curated record.
AUGGAGAAAUCAGCUGCUACGGCUCCGUCAGUCUUGAACUCGGAGAUUGAAGACACUGAUCAAGCAUGGCGGGAGCCAAAAGAUAAUCCUUUAAACUGGCCUCGAUCAAAAAAGUACCAGACAAUUGGCCUGGUCUCUUUCCAAGCGUUCAUCUCUCCUCUUGCGAGUUCCAUCAUGGCUCCCGGUUUACCAGAAUUGGCAGAAAAAUACAACAUCAAAUCUGACACCGUUCUAGCGUUGACUCUGACGAUAUAUCUCCUGGCCUGGGCACUUGGCCCACUCGCCUUUGCCCCUUUGUCUGAGAUGUAUGGUCGGCGGUGGGUGAUUAACAUAUCGAGCGUCAUAUUCACCGCGUUCAGCAUUGGGUGCAUUUUUGCCAAGUCAACUGGACAACUGAUUGCUUUUCGGUUCUUGGCUGGCCUCGGAGCGUCGACACCGAUAUCUAUUGCGGGAGCUGUCAUAGCAGAUCUUUACAUCUUGGAGGAGCGAGCCCCAGCCAGCGCUAUCUAUGGCUUGGGUUUACUGAUAGGACCACCGACUGGCCCCAUUAUGGGAGGAUAUUUGACACAGACGGUUGGAGUUCGGUAUGGAUUUGUUCUCACGGCCGCUCUUGGAGCUGUAGCCUUGGUACUCAGCGUGUUUCUUCUUCCAGAGACUGAUCAUGCAAUCAUCCGAUCAAAACGUGGUCCGCAGCGUGGAGGAAUAACGGGGCUCUUCAAUAAAAAGCCAGAGACGUCGGUUGAGGACAAGCGCACACAAUCUUCUACCCCCCUGACGGGGCCAGCUAGAGAAGCAGCUCUACGUCCUUUGGUGCUUCUCACGAGAAGUCCCAUUUGCUUUAUCCUGAGUUUCUACGGAGCACUCGUCUACGGCUUCCUCAACAUGUUUUUCACGACUUUUCCAACGAUAUUUGGCGAGAUAUAUGGAUUUAGACCUGGACCAACCGGUCUGACAUACAUAGGAGGCGGACUUGGAGAGCUGUGUGCCACAGCUUUGGGCGGAUGGGUUGGAAACACCGUCUACCACAAUUUGACCAAAAAGAAUGGCGGCAUCCAAAAGCCCGAGUUUCGCAUGCCGGGAAUGCUUCUCGGUUCCGUUGCUGUCCCCAUCGGGCUCUUCUGGUUCGGCUGGACAGCACAGACACAUCAACACUGGAUGCUGCCCAUCAUUGGAUCAUCCAUUUUUGGAUUCGGCAUGAUGUCCAUCCUGUUGCCACUGCAGCUGUACUUCAUCGACGCAUUCAAAUACUCGGCUGCUGCACUGGCCGCUGCCUCGCUCGCUCGCUCGCUGCUUGCAUUCGCCAUCCCCCUAUUCGCCCCACAAAUGAUUGAUGCGAUGGGACUGGGGGGAACAUAUUCUUUCCUUGGCGGAUUGAGCAUCGCAAUAGGUAUCCCGCUGCCCCUUUGGGUGUAUUUCCAGGGGGAGAAGAUUCGAGCCAGGAGCGAUUUAAAUCACUGA